AUGUUCCUCAGGUGUUGGUGCCCGCUCUUUCGUGUUCGCCGGCUGUCGCUUUCUCCGUCGGCGUUGGUAUUGGAUUGCGUGGUGGAGUGCUUAGGGUCUAGCGACGAAGACAGAGAAUCUGGGAAUUACGACUCUGACACGAGCGCGCUGCUAGAUGAGGAGGUAGGCGACCUCGGUGCCCACAGAGGGACAUCUGCGGAGGCCGGCGAUGCUCCGUCUGGUCCCGAAGAUGUGGCGGAUCUAAUGCUUGGUCGCCUAGCUGGCGUGUUUGAACGUCAGAGUGACAGAGAGAGUGACAGUUCGUCGUCCAGCCCUGACUCCGCGUUUGAACAAAGCAUGGCGUCGCCCUAA
Molecule: messenger RNA, 351 nt
Organism: Besnoitia besnoiti
Lineage: Eukaryota; Apicomplexa; Conoidasida; Eucoccidiorida; Sarcocystidae
Exons: 4
Coding region: 1-351 (116 amino acids)
Source: RefSeq, a predicted model, not a curated record